AUGAUCUCUGUGGAUAUGUGUGUUUUUCUCUUCCAAAAUCGGGCGUCGGGGGGAAAUUCCGUCGGUGGCGACGGCGAGGAAGAGGCCGGGGAAGGAGGGGCCUUUGAGCUGCCCUGCCUCGGGAACGCCACCACGGUCUCCCUCGACCUAGGGUUCCUCGGCCUCGCCGUGCCGCCCGCCGGCGUCUUCGCUCAGCUCACGGAGCUUUCACUGAACCGCGUCCGGUUCCACGGCCCUCUCGAGCUCGGUGACGCCGUCUCCUCGCUGCGGUGCCCAUGCUUGCAGAAGCUCAGCGUCGGUGAAGCCCGUGGGCUGGCCAAUCUCCCCAUCCACUCGGAGCCUCUCCUUCAAUUGAGUCUGCUGGCUCUGGUUGGACUGCAACAGCUCACCUUAGUGGCAAAGGCGCUCAAAAAGUUGGCAUGGGGUUCCAGCAUUACUCGCGGUCGACCUGUCGUCAAUAUUUCAACCACUCAGCUGGUUUCGCUCGUGUGGUUCGAUUCGUACGAUCCAACCUCCAUCCAGCCUUGCGGCCUGGCACAACUAAAGAAGCUGAGCUGUGCUUUCUGUGUAUAUGAUUCACAUGACUCUUGGCGCAUUCGUGGUUUUCAGCAGCUCUUGAAAGGGUUUCAGGAACCAUGUGUGUGCCCAUCUGACUGUGUUUGUGAUCAUUCAACGGACUGGAAGACUAUGGAACUCACUUUGGGCUGCCUCCAAGAAGUAGCCAUUGACAUGGAAGGGACUGAUCAUCAAGUUGCUUUUGUGAAACGACUAUUCACUUGGGCGGUGGUGCUGAAAAGGCUGGAUAUAACUUUCAAUCCUUCAAUCAGUGAAUGCAAGGUCAGAGAGUUGCAUCAAACUUUAUCAAGCUUUUCUGGGCCAGAAACACGAGUGGAGUUUUACAUGUAUGAAAGUAGUGACAGCAUGAAGUUCUACAGGAAACGAUACUGGCUUGCACCGUAA
Setaria italica (foxtail millet) is the source of this 960-nucleotide messenger RNA. RefSeq lists its product as uncharacterized. The coding region runs from base 1 to 960 and encodes 319 amino acids. NCBI's taxonomy places the organism in Eukaryota, Viridiplantae, Streptophyta, Magnoliopsida, Poales, Poaceae. The transcript is spliced from 3 exons. The record is from RefSeq and is a predicted model, not a curated record.